AUGCGACAAAGUUACCAUUCAGUUUUAAAGUGGUCACUACUGACAGGAACAUCAACAAUAUUAUUAAAAUUAUGCUAUGAAAGUGUAUUUAAUGUUACUUUAAGAACAUCAACCAAAUCAUUGUCAACAUAUGAAAGUACUUUAAUAUCUUGGGCAUCAGCUGGUGUGAAUUCAAAAAAAAUUCAAAAUAAACCAAUCGAUACGACAAUGCGUGACGAUUUACAAUUGAUCGGUGCGCAAAUUUAUUUUCGGCAUGGAGCUCGAACACCACUUAGUUUGCUACCUGGAUUUGAAGAACCAACUUAUACUAGAGAACAUAUUGAGACGUAUCCACCAUCGAAAUGGGAUAUUAAACUAAUAACAAAAUUAGGUAAUGAUAUUGUUUCAAAAGAUAAAGUACUAUCGGCAAAUGAUAUUAUUGGUGAUCGAAUAAAAAGAUUAAAAGCAACUUCAGAUUUAAAAGUAGUUACAGGUCAAUUAACUGCCAUUGGUGAAAAACAAUUAUAUCAAGUUGGACAACUGAUUCGAUCUGAAAUUAUCAAGCAAGAUCAACAUCAACUUAUACCCAGUACUUAUGAUUCAGACCUUGUCUACUGUCGAUCAACUUAUAUGGAUCGAACUAUAGCAAGUGCUCGCUGUUUUCUUGCUGGCCUAUUCUCGUCUGAAAAAGACGACAAUAAAAUAAAAUCAAAAGGUCCUUUCGAAAUCGAAGUUCAGAAUUUUCCCGAUGAAGAUAUGUUCCCAAACCCGAAAGUGGCGCCUGAACUUAAAGAUUGCCCUACAGCUAUAGCAUUGUAUAAAUCAUUAAAUGAUAAUCAUGAUUUGAAAGUAGCUCGGCAAGCAUUAAUUGAUAAUAUUGGUGUUCAAGAUUACCCUCAUGGUCUUAUUGAGUUACAUGAUGAAUUUGUAUCAAGAGAAGCGCAUAAUUUUUCAAUUCCAAAAGAAUUUAUUGAAUUAACAAAAAAUUUUGAAAUAAUGACUGCACGAGAAUUUGUUUCGAUGGCAACAUCAAUUGGCUUUGAUUUAUUCAUACGUUCAACAUGUGGACCACUUCUUUAUUUAAUGAAACAAAACUUUGAUUACAUCUCAAAAAAUUUUAAAGAACAACAAGAAAAUCAUAUUAAUAGACCAUAUAAAAAACUUUUUGUUUACUCUGGUCAUGAUACAACACUAAUUCCUUUAUUAAUGGCACUUGAAAUAUUUCAAAUGAGCUGGCCAAAUUAUGCUGCAUAUAUUUUCAUCAAAUAUUAUGCAUCAAAAACAAAUCCAAAUGAAACAUAUGUGGGAGUUAACUAUGCUGGUCAACCCCAGAUAUUACCCAAUUGUGAUAAUUAUUAUUGUCCUUAUUCAACAUUUCUAGAGAAUUUAAAAAGUCGCUUUAAAAAGCCGAAAUUCUUAAUAAAUCAAUAG
Messenger RNA from Rotaria socialis, 1410 nucleotides. Lineage: Eukaryota; Metazoa; Rotifera; Eurotatoria; Philodinida; Philodinidae. The record is from the annotation of a GenBank genome assembly.